Oncorhynchus mykiss (rainbow trout) is the source of this 9346-nucleotide messenger RNA. The record is from RefSeq and is a predicted model, not a curated record. Lineage: Eukaryota; Metazoa; Chordata; Actinopteri; Salmoniformes; Salmonidae.
UGUGUGUGUGUGUCCUCUCUCUCUCUCUCUCUCUCUCUCGCUCUCUUACUCUCUCUGUGUUCACGUUGGGUGGGAACACACAUCAGGGAUUGUAGCCGUCCGGAUUUAAAUCGGGACGUUUACAAAUGACUGGAAAUCACCACCGAACAGGACCACCACCCACCCCGAGCUCGCCCGAUGCCCGCUGUAAUUUAGCUCCCUGUUAACACCGGCACGCGUCUGCCCACCGAUUGACUUCACGAGCGCCGGGCAGCAACAUAAAGAAGAAUGGAGGCGUUUUUCGCAGAGGGGGCCCGUGUGUGGGUCAAGGAGAAGGAGCAGCUGGUCCCCUCUACUGUCAGCUCCUGUGGUGACGGAACUCUGGUCCUCACUACCGACUAUGGAGAGGUAUUGUAUCUCCAGCAGGCUGAGGUGACUAGAGAGAGAGUGUACGCUAUGCAUCAGUCCAGUAUAGAUGGGGUGGAGGACAUGUCCACUCUGGCAGAACUACACGAAGCUGCCAUCAUGCACAACCUCUACCAGCGCUACCAGAAGGACAGCAUCUAUACCAACAUAGGCAGUAUCCUGGCAGCGGUGAACCCUUAUAAACAGAUCCCAGGCAUGUAUGACCUAGAUAGAGUUGAGCUGUACAGUCGACACCACAUCGGAGAACUCCCGCCCCAUAUCUUCGCUGUAGCCAAUGAGUGUUACCGCUGCAUCUGGAAACGACACGACAGCCAAUGCGUCCUCAUCAGUGGGGAGUCGGGGGCUGGUAAGACAGAGAGCACCAAGCUGCUGCUCCAGUUCCUGUCUGUGAUGAGCCAGAACUCUGCUGGGACGCCUCCUUCUGAGAAGACCACACCAGUGGAGCAGUCCAUCGUUCAGAGCAGUCCUAUCAUGGAGGCGUUUGGGAAUGCCAAGACAGUGUACAACAACAAUUCUAGUCGCUUUGGGAAGUUCAUCCAGCUCCACUUCUCCCAGAGCGGGAACAUCCAUGGUGGAUGUAUCGUUGACUAUUUACUGGAGAAGAACCGCGUGGUGAGACAGAACCCUGGAGAACGGAACUACCACAUCUUCUACGCCCUGCUGGCCGGAGCCAACAAGGAACACAGGGAGCUGUAUUUCCUGGAUGACCCUCCUGAGUCAUUCCACUACCUCAGCCAAUCAGGCUGUCUCAAAGACAAGAGCCUGGACGAUAAACAGCUCUUCAACAGUGUCAUGGAGGCGCUGAAGGUGAUGGAGUUCACUGAGGAGGAGACCAGAGACGUGUUCAAACUGCUGUCUGGAGUCCUACAGCUGGGCAACAUUCAGUUCAUGACCGCCGGAGGAGCGCAGAUCACCACCAAACAGGUGCUCAGUAAUGUCAGUGAGCUACUUGGGCUGGACUGCUUCCAGCUGUCUGAGGUGCUGACGCAGAGAUCCAUGAUCCUCAGAGGAGAAGAGAUAUGCUCUCCGCUCACCAUAGAACAGGCGGUGGAUUCCCGGGACUCUGUCUCCAUGGCUCUGUAUUCCCAGUGUUUUUCCUGGAUCAUUCUCCGGAUCAACCAGAAGAUCAGAGGGAAAGACAACUUCAAGUCCAUCGGAAUACUGGACAUCUUCGGCUUCGAGAACUUCCAGGUGAAUCGGUUUGAGCAGUUCAACAUCAACUACGCCAACGAGAAGCUGCAGGAGUACUUCAACAAACACAUCUUCUCUCUGGAACAACUGGAGUACAACAGAGAGGGAGUCCAGUGGGAAGCCAUAGACUGGAUGGAUAACGCUGAGUGUCUGGACCUCAUAGAGAAGAAACUGGGGAUGCUAGCAUUGGUCAACGAGGAGAGUCGCUUCCCCAAAGGGACAGACUUCACACUGCUGGAGAAACUACACAGCAGGCACUCUACAAACCCUUACUAUGUGAAGCCUCGACUGGCUGACCAUCAGUUUGGCAUCAGGCACUAUGCUGGAGAGGUUCUGUAUGAUGUCACCGGGGUUCUGGAGAAGAACAGAGAUACAUUCAGAGACGACAUCCUCAACAUGCUGAAGGAGAGCAGACUGGACUUCAUCUAUGAUCUGUUUGAGAGAGUGGGCAGCAGGAACAGUGAGGAGACUCUGAAGAUGGGAACAGCCAGACGCAAGCCUACCGUCAGCUCACAGUUUAGGGACUCUCUCCAUUCUCUCAUGGGCACUCUGAGUGUGUCCAACCCCUUCUUCGUGCGCUGCAUCAAACCCAACAACGAGAAGAACCCGAGUGUGUUUGACCCGGAAGUGGUUCUGAACCAGCUGAGGUAUUCUGGAAUGUUAGAAACCGUUAAGAUCCGCCGGGCCGGCUUCCCUGUCCGCAGAACCUUCAAAGAUUUCUUCAGCCGGUAUCAGAUCAUUCUGCAAGAGAAGGGGGGUGGAGCGGGGGAUGAUAAGAAGAGGAGUACAGACCUGCUGACCAAAUACGACCGUGCCAAGAAGGAGUGGCAGCUGGGAAAGACCAAGGUGUUUAUGAAGGAGUCUCUGGAACAGCGUCUGGAGAAAGAGAGAGACGAGGUUCGCCGUAAAGCAGGCAUGGUCAUCAGAGCCCACAUCCUCACCUACACCGCCAGGAAGCACUUUAAGCGUGUGAAGGGGAGCGUCAUCACCCUCCAGGGGUACCUUCGUACCCACAUACAACGGAAAUGGUUUCUACGGCGAUGCUUGGCGACGCGGGUACUCCAAAAACACAGACGAGGACAGGUGGCCCGCGCAAGCUGCCGUCAACUCAGAGACGAGAGGAGGAAGAGAGAGGAGGAGGAGAGGAAGAAGAGAGAACAGGAGGAGGGAAAGAAGGAGGGAGAGGUGGAAGGAGAGAAGGGGGGAGGAGUAGAAGCAAAGGCUGCUCAGGGUUCUGAGAAAAAGGAAGGAAAGACGGAAGAAGAGGCCCGUCAGAUGGAGGAGAUAUUGCGUAUAGAGUUGGAGAUCGAGCGCCUACAGAAACAAAGGGAGGAUGGGGUCUCCCAGCUCUGUGAGUCCUCCAGGCAGGAGCUCCGGCUACGCCGGGACGCAGAGAUCAAGAGGCUGAAGAAGGAGGCCUCUCGUAAGGCCACAGAACUAAUCGACCUCCUGGACUUUGGAGGUCUGGAUCCUAGUUUAGCCACCGCGGCUAGCGCUAGUGUAGAGCUGCUCCAGGAGGGCCCAGCCAUGGCCACGGCCGUAACCCAGGAGGAGGAGGUGGACGAGGGCUUCCAUGCCGAGGAGGAGUGCACUGUCCCUCUCCUCCCAGACUUCCCUCCUCCAGCCGAGGCUGACGCUGCCGUGGACCAGGAUAUGUUCGCCCACCUGCCGCCCCCUCCACCUGCCUUCGCUGAGGGCUCUACUGCUACACCACCUCCCCCUCUCCUCGAUUCAUCCUCACCCACUCCCGUCCCUCCCCCGCCUCCCCCCUUACCAGUUGAAGAUGGCUCUGCCACCCCUCCCCCACCAUUGCCUCCUGGAGAGGGGGAGGGAAAAGGAAAAGAGGGGGAGAAAAAAGAGGGUGAUGGAGGGAGGACAACGAGUAUCUUGAGCCUCGGAGAAGGGGAGGAGCCGAUCUACAGCAUGCCGGUCGACAGCGGCGAAUCAGAUUACGACGAGGAGGAGGGCUCUGUCACCGCGGGAGACGAUGGUUCCGCAUCCGGGCAGAAUAGCAACAGAGGCAGCGCGGCCAUGACGGAGGAAGAAGCUCUGAGGAAGUCCACGUGCACCAACGCCAGCAUAGAGUCAUACAGGGGCAGCUCUGACUCAUACAUAGAGAGUGAUGAUGAGCAUGAUGAGCUGUUGGACACAGAUGAGGAGGUACACAACGGCAGGGUCACUCUUCUCAAUGGGAACGGACCUCCGUACUUCCAUAGUUACCUCUACAUGAAGGCUGGUCUGAUGAUUCCAUGGCGCAGGCGGUGGUGUGUGUUGAAGGAUGAGACCUUCAUGUGGUUCCGCUCCAAACAGGAGUCCCUCAAGUCUGGCUGGCUCCAUAAGAAGGGAGGAGGACUGUCCACUCUGUCCCGCAGGUUGGGGAACUGGAAGAUGCGAUGGUUUGUUCUGAGGGAACACAAACUGAUGUACUUUGACAGCGACAGCGAGGAGAAACUGAAGGGAACCAUCGACAUCCGCGCCGCCAAAGAGAUCGUGAACAACCAUGAGAAAGAGAAUGCGUUGAACAUCGUGACAGAUGAGAGGACGUACCAGGUGUUUGCUGAGUCGCCAGAAGAUGCCAGUGCGUGGUAUAACAUCCUCAGUAAGGUCCAUGUGUAUACUCCCGAGCAGCUGAUGGACAUGUCUCAUGAACAGGCCAACCCCAAGAACGCUGUGGGAACUCUGGACGUGGGGCUGAUUGACUCAGUCUGUGCCUCUGACAACCCAGACAGGCCCAACUCCUUUGUGAUCAUCACAGCGAACCGUGUGAUCCACUGUAACACUGACACUCCAGAGGAGAUGCACCACUGGAUCAGCCUGCUGCAGAAACCUAAAGGAGACGCCAAGAUAGACGGACAGGAGUUCCUGGUUAGGGGUUGGCUCCAGAAGGAGAUGAAGACAGGAACUAAGAGUAAUGUUCUGAAGCUGAAGAAACGCUGGUUUGUGUUAACCCAUAACUCCCUGGAUUACUACAAGAGCUCUGAGCGAAACUCCUCCAAGAUGGGAACCCUCGUCCUCAACUCCCUCUGCUCUGUCUUUCAACCUGAGGAACGAGUGCACAGAGAGACAGGGUACUGGAACAUCGUAGUGCACGGUAGGAAGCACUCGUAUCGCCUCUACACGAAGAUGCUGAAUGAAGCUCUGAGAUGGAUAGCAGCCAUACAGGCAGUGAUAGACAGCAAGACACCCAUAGAAACACCGACACUACAGCUCAUCAGAGAUAUCAAGGACAGCAGUCUGAACCCUGAGGCAGUGGAGCAGACCUACAGGAGGAAUCCCAUCCUCAGAUACACUCAGCACCCUCUACACUCCCCCCUACUGCCACUACCCUACGGAGAAGUCAUCCAGAGACAGCAGGGCUAUGCCAGUCUUCAGGAUGAAGCGAUCCGAGUGUUUAACUCUCUUCAGGAGAUGGAGACUCUGGCAGACCCUGUUCCUAUCAUACGGGGGGUACUGCAGACCUGUCAGGACCUGAGACCUCUCCGAGACGAGGUAUACUGUCAGGUGAUCAAGCAGACCAAUCACGUACCUCAGCCCAAUCAGCCCAAUCAGCGGGCUCAUUGGCACCUCCUCACCUGUAUGAGCUGUACCUUCCUCCCAAGCCGGACCAUCCUCAGAUACCUGCGCUUCCACCUCAAAAGGGUGCGAGAGCAUUUCCCCAACACAGAGAUUGAGCGUUAUUCUGCUUUUAUCAAUGAGUCUCUGAAGAAGACCAAGACCAGGGACUUUAUUCCGUCUCAGGAGGAGAUCGUGGCCCUACUGGUGAGGCAGGAGAUGACAACUACAGUCUACUGCCAUGGAGGAGGCUCCUGCAAGAUCUCUAUCAAUUCACACACCACUGCUGGAGAGGUGGUGGAGAAGUUGAUCCGCGGCCUGGCCAUGGAGGACAGUAGGAAUCUGUUCUCUCUGUUUGAGCACAACAAGGUGACGGACCGAGCUCUGGAGAGCAGGGUCAUAGUGGCUGAUGUCCUCGCCAAGUUUGAGAGGCUGUCAGGGACUGAGGAGGAGGAGGAGGAAGGACAGUGGAGACUCUAUUUUAAACUUUACUGUUUCCUCGACAUGGAGAGCAUGCCUAAGGAGGGGGUGGAAUUUGCUUUCAUGUUUGAGCAGGCCCAUGAGUCUCUGAUCAGUGGUCACUUCCCGGCCCCAGAGGAAACUUUGCAGCAGCUAGCCGCUUUACGGCUACAGUAUCUCCAUGGAGACGGGGCCAGCCGCGCUGGGUGGAGCCUCGGUACUGUUUACCCAAUGGGGCGCCUCCGCUCGCGCAUCUUCCACUCCACCAAACAGGGAGGCGUGGCAGGAGGAGAGGCAGGAGGAGGGCAGGUGGGAAGUGUCAAGGGGGACGGGCAGGAUAGAAGGAGAACCCCCAGCUUCCUGGAUGGAAGUCUGAGGCGCAGCUUCAAGACGGGCUCGCUGAAGAAACAGAAGGAGGAAGAGGGGCAGCAGGUAGAGAUGUGGGUGAAGGAGGAGACAUCGGCCACCAGAGCCCAUGUUCUGGAUAAAUGGACCAAGUUACAGGGACUCGCCCAGCACCAGGCUCUGCUCAAAUACAUGUCCAUCGUCAAAGAGUGGCCCGGAUAUGGCUCUACACUGUUCGACGUGGAGUGUAAGGAAGGAGGUUUUCCCCAUGAUCUGUGGCUGGGUGUGAGUGCUGACAACCUGUCUGUGUAUAAGAGAGGGGAACCCAAACCUCUGCAGACGUUCCAGUAUGAGCAGAUCACCUUCUUUGGAGCUCCACAACCCUGCACCUACCAGAUCACUGUCGACGGCAACGACUUGUUCUUCCACACUCCAUUGGUGAUGGAGAUUGCUAAGAUCAUGAAAGCCUACAUCAACAUGAUGGUGAAGAAACGCUGCAGCAUCAUGUCUGCCUCCAGCGUCGCCAGCACCUUUGUCAGGUGAUCAACAACCAGUUGUUGUUUUGGUGGAGUCAGCUGAUCUUGGAAAGGGGUAACCACAAAACAGCGGACAGUCAAGGAUCUAAAAUGGCAUCCGAUUUCACAAAACUAAAAGGGGAUGGACACUGCAGCUAACUAUUCUAGACUUGGGAAUUGGGUGGAUUGGGUUAAAUAUCUGUUUGUUAACAAUGAGCAUGGAAAAUGACCCAUUUUGGGGAGGACAACUCCAGCACCUCCCAACCCCCAGUUAUCCUGCAUGUCACUGUCUUACAGACAGCAGGUCCAGCACAUUCUAACUCAACCUUACUUCAUCUAAAUAUCUCUAUUACUCCUUUUAUAUCAAUCUCUAAUCUCUCUCUCUCCUCUGUCAUCCCUCUCUCUGUUCUCUCUGGACCAAACCCAUACCAACGACAAGCACAAUAGCCCAGUCAAGCCAUACCACCCGCAAAGCCCCUGUCGCCCCCUUCUCAACCCAAUAGCACACCCCCGGUCGCAGUCCCAACACACUGCCAGCUAGGAGAGAUCAAAUGAAGCCUGUUACUAUUUCUAUCUUCCUUCCUCUGUCUCUUACCCUCUCUCCCCCAUUUGAUAUAACUCUCUCUUUCUCUGUCUGUGUGUCCCCCAUUUUGCCUGCUUCACUCUCUUUACAGUUAAGUGUUAAUUUAUUCUCUGUUGCUUGCUUCCUUUCCUCUCUAUUUCUCUCACUCAAUCUCUCGUUCAUCUGUUGUUAUCCGUGGUGACUGAGAUAAAGGACUGUUUUGUGUUUUCAUCUCGGGGUCGAAUCAGAUAAUCCGGUCCCUUCCUCAUCAGACUGCACAGUACUUACUUCCUGUGUCAACGGAAGUGACAUCACAUAUGGUCAAAUGAAGUGGCCUCAAACAAACCCCCUCAGAGAACCAGGGCUGGAGGCCCAACCAGGGCUGGAGGCCCAACCAGGGCCAUCUCCCCGGGAUCAUCCUGACUCAGAGGCUCUUUCAAGGGGUAGCUGUCUGGCUCGGUCUGGGGGGGGGGGGGGGGUCUCUCCAUGGGAGGAGAAUGAAAAAUGUUGACUACAAGAUCAACCAAGGGAGAUUGAGAGAGCUUUCUCCUAUAAAAUGUCUACAUACUAUGAACACCACAUAUAUUACAUAUUCAUGUCCAACCUACACAUACACACAUACACUAAUCAAACACUUAUCAUUUUUGAAUAUCGCACCUCAUAGGAACCCUACAUAGAUUUUGGUGGUCUCUGUACUGUAUGUAUAUAAAUAUCAUUAUAAAUGCCAUUUGAUUAAUUUAUUGUAUGUGUAAACUAAAUGCGAAGGAACAGAGAUAUUCACUGCUGUAUGUCUAAUAUGCCAACGCACCCUUAUUCACUAGCAGUGCCAUCUGACAAAAUCACAGAUAUAUAGAGGGGUUUCACUUCUUGAUGUAGAAUGGGUAGAGUUCAGUCGCGGCGGCCAUAUUGGUAAGGCGGUUUGGGAUGGUUGCCUACAUGCGUUUCUCUGUGCUCUAGUGAAAUGUAGCCUUCGUAUCAUCCUUCUGGCUCACGUUUCCAUAUCGGUGGGUACUUUUUUUUUUUUAAACAUGAGGAAUCUACAAUCUUGUCUUCUCUACCCAUUCUGUUUCUAUGCUAUGUGACUGUUAUCGAGUUCAUGAGUGAAUAGAACCUGUUUUAAGUCAUGUGACUAGUGUACUGUACGUUCCCAGUGUCUCCCGUCCUGCAGUGCUGUGUUUGGAAUGCUAACGUGAGCGUGUGUAUCUGUGUCAUAAUGCAAGUGACUAACUAACUACCCCACCGGGGGGAAGAAGGGAACCAUAUGAAGAAAAGAAAGAAAGUGUGUUGUUGACAAAUAAGAGUAUUAUCUAUCUGGAUAACCUUUAUAAGAGAAUGGUGUUGUGAUUUUAAAUGGGGAAGAGUUUGGGAAUGGAAGAAGGGAGGGAGAGGGGAGGAUGGGGUAUUUAUUUGUUAGAAUUAUUGCAGAUGGAGGGAGGGGAUAUGGUUACCGUAUGGAAUUCUGUGAAAGAAGAGAAGAUCACACAUUGAGGAGGUAUGCAUCUUGGAAAUAGGAAUUCAGAAUUCUGGGAACAUGGGAAUUGUGUUUGUUUCUGACUGAGUGUCGUCACUGCUUGUGGGCCUAAGCCCACUGGAGGACCAGUCUAUAGAAUCAGAAUGACUGGAAAAGACAUUCCAUCCAGUGUUCCACUGGACCAUUUGGAAUGACUGAAAAAUCCUCUUUUUGCGGGCCAGUGUAGCCUACAUGAAUACAUGUUUUUGGCAGACAGGCGGAAUGUCAAUUAUCAUCACAUCCAGUGAAAUUCGGGAACUGUGUCCUAUCUAGGUAUUCUCUUUCAAUGGCCCUGCCUCUCACACUGCUAGUACACAAAGUAAGAUGAAGUUGCCUCUUGACACUUAUCUAAGGCAGUGGAGGUUGCUGAAGGGAAGAAGGCUAGUAAUAUUGGCUGGAACUGAGCAAAAGGAAUGGCAUCAAACACAUGGAAACCAUGUGUUUGAUGUAUUUGAUACCAUUCCAUUGAUUUUGCUCCAUUACCACAAGCCCAUCCUCCCCACUUAAGGUGCCACCAACCUCCUGUGAUCUAAGCUCAAUUUUGCGUUUCACACCCAAAUGGUAAGGGUAAGCUGAUCCUAGAUCUGUGUCUAUGAGCAAUCUCUAUACCCGGGGUCCUUUUCCAGCCGCAGGCGGCCAGAGUAGGGCCUGACUGUAAUCUGUCAUGGUUCAUAUUAAUUAUUAUCAUUAUAUAUUGAAACAUUGUGAUUGUUUUGAGAGAAAAAAAGAGAAAGAGAGAGAAAAUUGUUGUUCUUUUUUUUGUAACUGGCUUUACAAACUUAUGAUUUAAUAAAUUAUCGGAAAUUG